GGGGGGGGGCGGGAGGCUGCUGGGUCCGGCUGACUCCCCACCACAGGCACCCAGGAGGGUGUGCGGAUCACCCUGGACUGUGCCCAGGCAGCCUUCAUCUCCUACGACAAGAUGGUCAUCUCCCUCAAGGGCGGCGAGAUCUACGUGCUGACGCUUAUCACGGACGGCAUGCGCAGCGUCCGCGCCUUCCACUUCGACAAGGCCGCCGCCAGCGUCCUCACCACUAGUAUGGUCACCAUGGAGCCCGGAUACCUGUUCCUUGGCUCUCGCCUGGGCAACUCCCUGCUCCUCAAGUACACGGAAAAGCUGCAGGAGCCCCCGGCCGGCACCGCCCGGGAGGUUGCCGACAAGGAGGAGCCGCCCUCCAAGAAGAAGCGCGUGGACGCCACAGCGGGCUGGUCAGGGGGCAAGUCAGUGCCGCAGGACGAGGUGGACGAGAUUGAGGUGUACGGCAGCGAGGCCCAGUCAGGCACACAGCUGGCCACUUACUCCUUUGAGGUGUGUGACAGCAUCCUCAACAUCGGACCCUGUGCCAACGCCGCCAUGGGCGAGCCCGCCUUCCUCUCUGAAGAGUUUCAGAACAGUCCCGAGCCAGACCUGGAGAUCGUGGUGUGCUCCGGCUACGGGAAGAACGGGGCCCUGUCGGUGCUGCAGAAGAGCAUCCGGCCCCAGGUGGUGACAACCUUUGAGCUUCCUGGCUGCUAUGACAUGUGGACAGUCAUCGCCCCUGUGCGGAAGGAGCAGGAGGAGAGCACCAAGGGGGAGGGGGCGGAGCAGGAGCCCAGCGCACCCGAAGCAGAUGACGAUGGGCGGAGACACGGCUUCCUUAUCCUGAGCCGGGAAGACUCCACCAUGAUCCUACAGACGGGGCAGGAGAUCAUGGAGCUGGACACCAGCGGCUUCGCCACGCAGGGCCCCACAGUCUUUGCUGGCAACAUCGGGGACAAUCGCUACAUCGUGCAAGUGUCGCCACUCGGCAUCCGCCUGUUGGAAGGAGUGAACCAGCUGCACUUCAUCCCCGUGGACCUGGGCUCCCCCAUCGUGCAGUGCGCCGUGGCCGACCCCUACGUGGUCAUCAUGAGUGCCGAGGGCCACGUCACCAUGUUCCUGCUCAAGAGUGACUCGUAUGGGGGCCGCCACCACCGCCUGGCGCUGCACAAGCCCCCGCUGCACCACCAGUCCAAGGUGAUUACGCUCUGCGUGUACCGGGACGUCAGCGGCAUGUUCACCACCGAGAGCCGCCUGGGCGGGGCCCGCGACGAGCUGGGCGGCCGCAGCGGCUCAGAGGCCGAGUGCCAGGGCUCAGAGACCAGCCCCACGGUGGAUGACGAGGAGGAGAUGCUUUACGGAGACUCGGGCUCCCUCUUCAGCCCCAGCAAGGAGGAGGCCCGCAGGAGCAGCCAGCCCCCCGCCGACCGGGACCCCACCCCCUUCCGGGCUGAGCCCACCCACUGGUGCCUGCUGGUGCGGGAGAACGGAACCAUGGAGAUCUACCAGCUCCCUGACUGGCGGCUGGUGUUCCUGGUGAAGAACUUCCCUGUGGGGCAGCGGGUCCUGGUGGACAGCUCCUUUGGUCAGCCUACCACCCAGGGCGAGGCCCGGAAGGAAGAGGCCACGCGCCAGGGCGAGCUGCCCCUCGUCAAGGAGGUGCUGCUGGUGGCGCUGGGGAGCCGCCAGCGCAGGCCCUACUUGCUGGUGCACGUGGACCAGGAGCUGCUCGUGUACGAGGCCUUCCCCCACGACUCACAGCUCGGCCAGGGGAACCUCAAAGUUCGCUUCAAGAAGGUCCCGCACAGCAUCAACUUCCGAGAGAAGAAGCCAAAGCCGUCCAAGAAGAAGGCCGAAGGCGGCAGCGCUGAGGAGGGUGCCGGGGCCCGAGGCCGUGUGGCGCGGUUCCGCUACUUUGAGGACAUUUACGGCUACUCGGGGGUGUUCAUCUGCGGCCCCUCGCCCCACUGGCUCCUGGUGACUGGCCGGGGGGCCCUGCGGCUGCACCCCAUGGGCAUCGAUGGCCCCAUCGACUCCUUCGCCCCAUUCCACAACGUCAACUGCCCCCGCGGCUUCCUGUACUUCAACAGACAGGGCGAGCUGAGGAUCAGUGUCUUGCCUGCCUACUUGUCCUACGAUGCCCCGUGGCCUGUCAGGAAGAUCCCGCUGCGCUGCACGGCCCACUAUGUGGCUUACCAUGUGGAGUCCAAGGUGUAUGCUGUUGCCACCAGCACCAACACGCCGUGCACCCGCAUCCCGCGCAUGACGGGCGAGGAGAAGGAGUUUGAGACCAUUGAGAGAGAUGACCGUUACAUCCACCCUCAGCAGGAGGCCUUCUCCAUCCAGCUCAUCUCCCCGGUCAGCUGGGAGGCCAUCCCCAACGCCAGGAUCGAGCUAGAGGAGUGGGAGCAUGUGACCUGCAUGAAGACGGUGUCGCUGCGCAGUGAGGAAACCGUGUCCGGCCUCAAGGGCUACGUAGCCGCCGGGACCUGCCUCAUGCAAGGGGAGGAGGUCACGUGCCGAGGGCGGAUCCUGAUCAUGGACGUGAUCGAGGUGGUGCCCGAGCCUGGCCAGCCCCUGACCAAGAACAAGUUCAAGGUCUUGUACGAGAAGGAGCAGAAGGGGCCCGUGACUGCCCUGUGCCACUGCAACGGCCACCUGGUGUCGGCCAUCGGCCAGAAGAUCUUCCUGUGGAGCCUGCGGGCCAGCGAGCUGACAGGCAUGGCCUUCAUCGACACACAGCUCUACAUCCACCAGAUGAUCAGCGUCAAGAACUUCAUCCUGGCCGCGGACGUCAUGAAGAGCAUCUCGCUGCUGCGCUACCAGGAGGAGAGCAAGACGCUGAGCCUCGUGUCCCGGGACGCCAAACCCCUGGAAGUAUACAGCGUGGACUUCAUGGUGGACAGUGCACAGCUGGGCUUCCUGGUGUCUGACCGUGACCGCAACCUCAUGGUCUACAUGUACCUGCCAGAAGCCAAGGAGAGCUUCGGGGGCAUGCGGCUGCUGCGCCGGGCGGACUUCCACGUGGGCGCCCACGUGAACACGUUCUGGAGGACCCCCUGCCGGGGGGCUGCUGAAGGGCCCAGCAAGAAGUCCGUUGUGUGGGAGAAUAAGCACAUCACGUGGUUUGCCACGCUGGACGGCGGCAUCGGCCUCCUGCUGCCCAUGCAGGAGAAGACCUACCGGCGGCUGCUGAUGCUGCAGAACGCACUGACCACCAUGCUGCCCCACCACGCCGGCCUCAACCCGCGUGCCUUCCGGAUGCUGCACGUGGACCGGCGCGUCCUACAGAAUGCAGUGCGCAAUGUCCUGGAUGGGGAGCUGCUCAACCGCUACCUGUACCUGAGCACCAUGGAGCGCGGGGAGCUGGCCAAGAAGAUUGGCACCACGCCCGACAUCAUCCUGGACGACCUGUUGGAGACGGACCGAGUCACUGCCCACUUCUAGACCCCUGGAUACUGCCACUUUCCCAACCCCGCUUUUGUACAAAACACAAAGAAAAACAUUUGUUUGAUUGAGAA
This is a messenger RNA of Delphinapterus leucas (beluga whale), 3509 nucleotides long. It is a transcript of the gene CPSF1, whose product is annotated as cleavage and polyadenylation specific factor 1. Gene Ontology annotation, molecular function: nucleic acid binding; protein binding. Gene Ontology annotation, cellular component: nucleus. Lineage: Eukaryota; Metazoa; Chordata; Mammalia; Artiodactyla; Monodontidae. The record is from RefSeq and is a predicted model, not a curated record.